AUGUAUGACAACGAAACUAAAGAAUGGAACAAAAUGCGCCUUCUAGAGAGUCCUAGAAUGUCAUCCAGUUCACAUUUUGUUUUUGCUCCAAUUAAAAGGGUUGGUGGAGGUACCACAGGAACUGGAGAUGGCAGACGAUGGUCAGUUGCUAGCUUACCAUCUAGUGGUUAUGGUACGACACCAGGUUCCAGUAACGUUUCGUCACAGUACUGAAGUCAAGAACGCUUGCACCAACUUCCAAAUGUUCCCACCAAGGACGAAUUACGUAUGCUUUCUUGCCAUUUUCCUAAACCCGGCACGCCGUGUUCUUCGCAUUCAGGUUUUCCAGGAUCUAGUAUUUCUAGUAUUUCAGGCAGUGUAUCUCUCCGUUUCGAUGAAGAAGGUCGUAGGAAGGUCACCGUUACACAGACCACGGUCACGAACAGUCCGAGUCGAUCUCCUGUAUUAGACAGCGAAAUUGUUAUGAUGAAUACUCUUUAUAAGGAAAGAUUUCCAAAGGCAACACAACAAAUGGAAGAACGUUUAACCAAUUUUAUUAAUGAAAAUAAGGAAUUGGAUGAAUAUGAAGUAAUGGCAAAUAUGACCCAAGAUUCACUACCGAUUUUACGGUUUGUGCAUCAUCAAGUAAUUGAAAUGGCGAGGGACUGUUUACAAAAAUCUCAGGAAAAAUUAAUUACAACUAGAUAUUUUUACGAAAUGAGUGAAAAUUUGGAACAUUUGUUGAUGGAGACAAAAGAUAAAUCACUCGAUGCAGCAACAAGAUUAACGGGGCUUAUCAAAAAGCUACUAUUAGUAAUAUCACGUCCAGCUCGUCUAUUGGAAUGUUUAGAAUUUGAUCCAGAAGAGUUUUAUCACUUACUCGAACAGGCUGAAGGUCAAGCAAAAAUUAAUGCGGGAAUAAAAAACGAUAUACCUCAGUAUAUUAUUAACAAGCUUUCUCUUAAUAGAGAUCCAAUAUCAGAACUGCAAGAAGAUUUAAAUAAACUGGAAGAUUCGGCAAGUUCGAGCGAUAGCAAUUUACAAAUCGCUUCAAGUCCAAAUAAAGACGAUGAAAAGUCUCACCGCGUUCCUUGUGAAGGCGAUUAUGAAGUAUUGAAACUCAUUAGUAAUGGUGCAUACGGCGCAGUGUAUUUGGUUAAGGAGAAAACUACACGACAAAGAUUUGCUAUGAAAAAAAUAAAUAAGAACAAUUUGAUGCUAAGAAAUCAAGUUGAACAAGUUUUUGCUGAGAGAGAUAUAAUGAGCUUUACAGACAAUCCAUUUGUAGUUUCUAUGUACUGCAGCUUCGAGACAAAAAAGCACUUGUGCUUAGUAAUGGAAUAUGUAGAGGGUGGAGAUUGCGCUAAUCUUUUAAAAAAUAUUGGUCCAUUGCCACCGGACAUGGCAAGAUUUUAUUUUGCAGAAACCGUUUUAGCUGUUGAAUAUUUGCAAUAUUUGAUCGUCGAACAAAGUUCUUUUUUCGUUUUCAGUGGCGACAAAUCUUUACGAAGGAUACAUAGAUAG
Bombus pascuorum is the source of this 1503-nucleotide messenger RNA. RefSeq names its product microtubule-associated serine/threonine-protein kinase 3-like. Lineage: Eukaryota; Metazoa; Arthropoda; Insecta; Hymenoptera; Apidae. The transcript is spliced from 9 exons. Gene Ontology annotation, molecular function: ATP binding; protein serine/threonine kinase activity; magnesium ion binding. Gene Ontology annotation, biological process: peptidyl-serine phosphorylation; intracellular signal transduction. The record is from RefSeq and is a predicted model, not a curated record.